Messenger RNA from Arvicola amphibius (Eurasian water vole), 1643 nucleotides. It is a transcript of the gene Smad9, whose product is annotated as SMAD family member 9. Gene Ontology annotation, cellular component: heteromeric SMAD protein complex. The transcript has 6 exons. Gene Ontology annotation, biological process: BMP signaling pathway; anatomical structure morphogenesis; regulation of transcription by RNA polymerase II. Gene Ontology annotation, molecular function: DNA-binding transcription factor activity, RNA polymerase II-specific; RNA polymerase II cis-regulatory region sequence-specific DNA binding; I-SMAD binding. The record is from RefSeq and is a predicted model, not a curated record. Bases 308 to 1600 code for a protein of 430 amino acids. NCBI's taxonomy places the organism in Eukaryota, Metazoa, Chordata, Mammalia, Rodentia, Cricetidae.
GCCUCUGGAGCCGCUGUCUCGGUCCCGCCGCCGCCCGGCCGGGCCCUGCAGCUACCGCGGAGCCCGGGUGCGCGGGGGCACGCGUGGCACCGCACGGACAGAAUCGGACCAUCCACCCACCCAAGGGUUUUGGAGGAAGUCAGCCCACUUUCCAACUUUAAUCUGUCCCCACCGUUUCCAGAAGAAAAGGCAAGCUUAUUCCUAUGACAUCCAUGGACAAGUGCUUGAUGCUGAUUCUCCCAGGGCCCUGCCAGCCUUGAAAGGCUUCGACCUCUUUCUGUGCGCAGCAGCCUGAGGUCUGCCUCCUAUGCACCCCAGCACCCCUAUCAGCUCCCUCUUCUCCUUCACCAGCCCGGCAGUCAAGAGGCUGCUGGGCUGGAAGCAGGGAGAUGAAGAGGAGAAGUGGGCAGAGAAGGCCGUGGACUCUUUGGUGAAGAAGCUAAAGAAGAAGAAAGGAGCCAUGGAUGAGCUGGAGAGGGCACUGAGCUGCCCAGGCCAGCCGAGCAAGUGUGUCACCAUCCCCAGGUCCCUGGAUGGACGACUACAGGUGUCCCACCGCAAGGGACUGCCCCAUGUCAUCUACUGCCGUGUGUGGCGCUGGCCAGACCUGCAGUCCCAUCAUGAGCUGAAGCCCCUAGAAUGCUGUGAGUUCCCCUUCGGCUCCAAGCAGAAGGAGGUCUGCAUCAACCCCUACCAUUACCGCCGAGUGGAGACGCCAGUUCUGCCUCCGGUACUGGUACCAAGACACAGCGAGUACAACCCCCAGCUCAGCCUCCUGGCCAAGUUCCGAAGUGCCUCCCUGCACAGCGAGCCCCUCAUGCCGCACAAUGCCACCUACCCGGACUCUUUCCAGCAACCCCUCUGUCCUGCACCUCCCUCCUCGCCAGGCCACGUGUUUCCGCAGUCUCCAUGCCCCGCCAGCUACCCACACUCCCCGGGAAGUCCUACCGAGUCAGACAGUCCUUUUCAACACUCAGACUUCCGGCCAGUUUGCUAUGAGGAACCCCAGCACUGGUGCUCCGUUGCCUACUAUGAACUAAACAACCGGGUGGGAGAGACUUUCCAGGCGUCCUCCCGGAGCGUGCUCGUAGACGGCUUCACCGACCCUUCCAAUAACAGGAAUAGGUUCUGUCUUGGGCUUCUUUCAAAUGUGAACAGAAACUCAACAAUAGAAAACACCAGGAGGCACAUUGGAAAAGGUGUGCAUCUGUACUACGUUGGGGGUGAGGUGUACGCGGAGUGCGUGAGUGACAGCAGCAUCUUCGUCCAGAGUCGGAACUGCAACUAUCAGCACGGCUUCCACCCCGCCACUGUCUGCAAGAUCCCCAGCGGCUGCAGCCUCAAGGUCUUCAACAACCAGCUCUUCGCCCAGCUGCUGGCGCAGUCAGUGCACCACGGCUUUGAGGUCGUGUACGAGCUGACCAAGAUGUGCACGAUCCGGAUGAGCUUUGUGAAGGGCUGGGGAGCCGAGUAUCAUCGUCAGGAUGUCACAAGCACCCCCUGCUGGAUUGAGAUUCAUCUUCAUGGGCCACUGCAGUGGCUGGACAAGGUUUUAACUCAGAUGGGCUCCCCACAUAACCCCAUAUCUUCAGUGUCUUAACAAUCACGUCGUCGGCUACAUUUCCACAGAAUAGAUGCAGGCA